ACAAAAGAAAAAAAAUAAUCCAGGGGCGCUGGCGCUUUUGUAGAAAGAAAAAUAUUUUUUUUUAAAAAUCAAAAGCUUUAUUAUUUAAUGAGGAACCAAUAUUUAAUGCUAGGCUUGCCCUGCUAAUGUUAGACAAUGCCGAGCAGUACAGUGUUUACAGACAUGGAGAGGGAGGAUGGUGAGUCUGGGCCUCUCCACAUCGCCAUGGAACAGCUCACCGUGUUCGGCCUGGAGGAGCCGCCGCCUCCUCACCCUCCUCCGCCCGUACCUCUGGCUCAGCAUCGCCGGGGCCUGGAGGGCGAGGCCCCCUCUCCUCCGAGCCCUCCCGCCGCCGGGGGAGAGCCGCUGCCGGUGUCCGGGCCGCCGCUCCUCCUGCAGGGCCCGGUGAGCGGGAGUCAGCCCGGAGCGGCCCCUUCCCCCUGUCCCUGCCCGGCCGCCGGAGGAGGAGGCGGGCUGCCCCUCGUCUCUUCCGUCCUGGCUCUGUUCGAGGCCGAGCAGAUGCAGCUCCAGCAGCAGCAACAGCCCCGAAAGAAGAGCGUCAACAUGACCGAGUGUGUGCCGGUUCCUAGCUCCGAGCAUGUCGCCGAGAUCGUGGGCAGGCAGGGUUGCAAAAUCAAGGCACUGAGAGCAAAAACCAACACUUAUAUCAAGACUCCAGUUAGAGGAGAGGAGCCCAUUUUUGUCGUCACUGGGAGGAAGGAGGAUGUGGCUAUGGCUAAAAGAGAGAUCAUUUCAGCUGCAGAACACUUCUCAAUGAUACGAGCAUCAAGAAACAAAAAUGGAGCAGUGCCUGGGGCAGCACCUGGAAUAGCUGGCCUCUCUGUACCUGGCACCCCAAAUCUACCUGGGCAAACCACCAUUCAGGUACGAGUGCCCUACCGUGUGGUGGGUCUGGUGGUAGGGCCCAAGGGCGCCACAAUUAAGCGAAUUCAGCAACAAACCCAUACGUACAUAGUCACUCCUAGCCGUGAUAAAGAGCCAGUGUUCGAAGUGACUGGCAUGCCUGAAAAUGUUGAUCGGGCCAGGGAAGAGAUAGAAGCGCACAUUGCAGUUCGUACAGGCAAUUACAUCGAAAUCAAUGAAGAAAAUGACUUCCAUUCCAAUGGCACAGAUGUGAGUUUUGACAGUGGUGGAUUUGAGUCCACAUGGGGGAAGAUGAACUCCAUUCCUGCACGCAAUAGACUUCUCUCCAGCUACAGAAAUGACAGCUCGAGCUCCCUUGGCAGUGGAUCAACUGAUUCCUACUUUGGAAGUAACCAGAUGACUGACUUCAGCCCAACAAGCCCAUUCAGCGCAGGUGGUUUCUGGUUCGGAGAAUCAUUUGCAACCAUGAGCUCUGAAGAUCUGGGGUUUGAAUCGCCUGCCUUUGACCCCCUUCCAGCCACAGCUCAAUCUGUGAUCUGGUGUCCAUUUGAACAGGCAAAUCCUAUUGGCUUUGGUAACGAAUCAACAACUGGUACAAUAGCCCGUGACAGCCAACCCACCACCCCUCGUCUAUCACCAACGUUUAUAGAAAACAUAGAGUUCCCCCUUGCUGGAAGGCCAUGCAGUGACCCCUUGAACAUGGCGAGUCAAGUCGAGCUUCCAGUAUACAUCUCUGCCUUCUCCAAUGGUACAAGCUACUCCUCUUCCAAUGGUAGUACUACUUCUGGUUCACCCACCGACUCAUCUGGCUCUGGUAUGGCCCGGGGGAAACGCGAUUGUGUGGUCUGCUUUGAAAGUGAAGUGAUUGCAGCCCUGGUGCCGUGCGGCCACAACCAUUUCUGUAUGGAGUGUGCCAACCGAAUCUGCGACAAAGAAGAGCCAAAGUGUCCAGUGUGCAACACACCUGUUACUCAGGCCAUUCGCAUCUACUCUUAACUCAAUGGACUACUUGGGAGGGUGGUGAUUGAGCAGGAAGGGGAAAGCUUAUGUUGGUACUUGUCUGAAAACUUCCUACUGCUAAAAUGUGACUGUUAUGUAGUUGGGUUCUUAGGAUUAGGUUACAAGUUUUCUGUAAAUUUUAAAUAAGUUGGGUAAUACCUUUUUUUCUGUAAGGCAAACUCAUUUCAUGGAUCACAGUACAAGAUGGGUCAGUUUAUUUGAGUAUAUACGUGCAGGAUUUGAGAGCGUACUUGACAGUGUAGAAGUGGCCCUUGAGCUUUUUUAACUUUUUUAAACUACCACUAUCAUCCCCUUUUUCCAGAGGGAUGCAUGUUCUGAAUAUAGGCCCUCAGUUUAAUUACCAGUCUCUGCCAAGUUAGCUGAUCUCCAGCAGUCCAGUAGUAAGGAUGCUAACAAAAGCAAAAUCGAUCAUUUUUCCUGUUCCCCUUUCUGACUUAUCCAAUUAUUACUAGGAAGUGUGUAACUUUUUGGGUGAGGAAGCAAUUGAAUGAAGUUGCGAUACCUCUGACAAGUAAUCUAGUAGCCUAUUGACUUUCUCUUUUAUUCCCUCUGCCUCCCUCCCUUUUUCCCACUGACCCAACACCGAACCCAAUUUGGUUUAAACAUAAGUGUCCACAUUUGGGUGAGCUACCAGAGGGCUGCUGGCACCUGUGGAACUCUAUCCUAGGGCUUUAAGUAGAGCUGUGAAAGUGGGCAAAAAAAAAGACAAAACUGGGGCAAAGAAGAAAGGAUUGAAGUAGUGUAAUGAAUGUGAAGUAUUGAGUAAAAUUUAGUUGUACACUAGAGGAGAUUUGUAAUUGAAAAAAAGAACUGAAUUCAUUAGUGAGUUAUGAAAGGUUCGCCCUCUCUCUCUUGUCUCCCUCUCUCCUCCCCCCCCACCCCCAGUUAUUUUAUUUAAUAACAUUUUUUUAAAUGUUGAAUAAAUUGUUCUUGUGAUGGGAAAUGUGACUAUCACACAAUUUGUGAACCAAAUUGAACUAGGCAGUUUACAGCCUUGUGUUGUAUUGUCUCCUGUGUCUAACACAUGCCAUUUGUCUUGAACUAAAAGUACCCCAAUUGCAGGAUGCACAAAUAAGUUUUUGCAGUGAGGUAUAAUCAAGUACCGUAUAAAAAUAGAGGGGAGAGGAACACUUAGUAUUCCCAUAUUUAUUGAGAGGAGGGAGAGAAAUGAGGAAAAUUAAUCUCAUUCUCUCCUUUUUGGGGUCUUAAUGUUCAGCCAAGUCGGUAAGUAAUUUGUACCCAGGCUGCUGCAUGGUUUGUCAGUGCUCCCAGAGUGAGACUCCCUCUGGAUUCUUGGCUCAUUUCCUUGGGGGGAAAUACUGGUUAAUGGAACAACGGAGUGAUUUUCAGCACGUGGUGCAUUGUGGAUUGUGACUAAUUAUUAUCCCUCAAGGUAGCUGCAGAGCCCUGCUGCUGAAGAUUUCAAAACUUGCAGCAACCUGAGUCAUUUGUCCAGGAAUGAUUAAGCUUCAGCCUCAAACUGUACUUUCUCUUUGAACCCUUGGAUGAAUACCCAGUGCAGCUUCCUUUCUCAUCCCAUACAUAUUUCUUUCUGUUCUCAUCCAUGUACCUAGGCUGACGAAUACUCAGCAAUAAUGACCUCUUUUCACUGCUGUAUUGAAAAUUGACCAGAAGCAUUUAUUGUUGGUAACCCUCUCUUUGAGGGGAAGCUUAGUCUUUCUUACUGCUGAACCAUCCAAUGUGGUAACUGGUCAGAUGAAGGGAAUCCAAACUAGAAUGUUAUUAACCAAUAUGGCACCACCACACAUCCAUCUUGUAGCAUAGUUCACAGUUCUGUCAUUCUUGCAUUAUUAAGGAAACUGAGAAAAGUAUUUUUGGGAUUUGUAAUGCUUUGCAGAUCUCAUUUAAGGUUCAUGCUUUUCAAAAGCCCAUCUCUAUUCAUUGCUGAGAUUUAAUCACAUUUACUUGAGCUUCAACUGUGGCACUGAAGGUAAUUGAUCUGUCUGAGGCAACUGGAGUGCUGAUCUUCCUGAACCUACAGGUCUUUGAGGGUAGUUUAGGAAGUAGGUGAAACCAUUGGUUAAAACACUUAUGGUCAGGUGUUAAAUUUAGUUGAUGCGGAACUACUGCUUAGUUUGGCAGUAGUAGUUGGAGUGUUUUUUUUCUGUUGCAUAGGAACUCUACUGAUGAGUUAGCUGCUGUGAGGGAAAAACAGUUGGUUAAUUGGACCACUUGUAUUUUAAUUGCAAUUUGGCUGUACUGGUUUUAUUGUGUAAUCUGUGGAAAACAGUAAACUGCUGAAAUUCAAUUGAUUUAGAGACACCUGUGCUCGUUAUGGUCCCAUAAAGAUGCUGGAUUUGGGGUGAGUGGUUGUCGUAGGACCAAUGUUAAGAAUUUCAACCACGCAUCCUCAUGUUUUUAAAAAUUUGUAUACAGUAUUGAAAUCAUAUGCUUUUAAGUUACAAUUCUUUCUGUAGAUUGGUUGAUAAACGAAAUGCACAGGUCUCAUCUAAAACAAGCUAAUGUAACGUAAAACUUUGUUUUUCUCUAGGUAUGUGUAGACUGUGUCAGAUGGUUGACUAGGGAUUGCUGUCCUAUUUGCUUUAUGGGUGAAAUGGGCAAAGCUGAUUUGCACCUAUAUAGUUUGUAAUCAACCUUGUUCUUUGACAGCUGGUUGUUGUAUGGGCAUCUGUCUGGUAGUCUUAGCUGCUGAAGUCUUAUUUCUGAUUCAUAGAUUUCUCAGCAGCAAAACAUUCACUUGUCACCUCUUUCGUUUGCUUAAAAAUAGGUUUUGCAUGUGGUGUUAUGGAAUAAUGAUAAAUGAGAAUUUAACAUUGGUAAAAUGCAGAAUACUUCAUGUGUUAUUCUAAAUAUGUCCUUGGAAGAUUCAAAAAUACCAUCAAACGUCCAUACCGCUACAAAACCAACAAGUUUGUUAUCAGAUUUUACCCAGUUCAGGAAGGGAAUGUCUUCUGUCUAGUGCUGGGAGGGUGUAGUUUGGAGAUUCAUUGUGGCUUUAAAGCAGCAAGACAUCAGGCAAGUUGUUUAUACUAUGGGACAGCCCAGGAGAGUAUGCUUUCUAAACUCUGGUAGGAGCAUCUUGCAACAGACAUAGUACUGUCAAUGAAGUGGUGUGUUCAUUUUUUUUUAAAAAGGUUUUUCCAUCCUUAACCUUUUUAAUUAAAAAAAAGUUUUUCCAGCUGCACAGCUACAAUAUAGGCUCCUUAAGAUUCUAUAAUCUCUUGCAUAAAUGUUGCUCCUUGUUAAGGAGUGAUGUGAUGACUUUUAGAUCAAAUUAUGCAUGCUUCCUUUCUCUUUCCCCCCCGCCUCCCCUCCCCAACCUUGUGUAUUCCCAACGCAAGUGUCUUGUAAAAUUUUCCCUGUAAUGAGUUGUCUUUACACAAGUCUCCUAAAAUCUGAUCAUCACUAGGCAUAUUUUAUUUGUUAGGUUUGUAGCCUUUGAAUUUCUUUUCUUUUCUUUCCACAAAAUAAAAAAGAACUUAGUUUCCAAACUCAGUGAAGUUCCAUGAUUAUAGACCUUUACCUCAGCUCUUAGUCACCCAGAGAUAUCUGCUCCACACGAUUAAGUGGUGACAGAUCUGUUUCAUUAGACAUUUUGUUGAAGGGGCUGGUCUGUUAAACUGUGAAAUGUAGGUUAGCACUUUACACUCACUCCCCUACCAUUUUCCUUGGUUUAUUUUGCAUUCCUGUUUCUGAAACAGAUGUGAGGCUGUACCAUUGUUCUCCAAAUCCAAAAUCUCAUUUUAAUUGUGUUAUCGAGGUGAUCAUUCCAUGAUUGUCAUAAAAGUAAAUUAGAAAUGAAAAGUGACAGCAAGCUUAUCAGUAUAUCUACUGUAAAUCCUUGGUUAUUUUUAGCCGACAAAAUUAAAUUUCAAAUAAGUGGACUAGCGGCUUACAGUUUCUGGUAUUAAAUAGAUUGAAAAUAACUUGGAAAUAUUAACCUUAUGGAGAAUAAUGUGUCAAGUCCCAAUUGGAGGCUUACAGUUUUGUCCCAGGACUACUUAUUGACUGCAUAAUUUUGAUGAACUUCUGUUCUUCAACCAGGCUAGUAAUUUAAAUGCAAUAUGGAAGUAAUGUGUACCAUUGCACUUUGAGUAGAGGGUGGGGUAAGUUUGCAAUGCAGGUCCCACCUACUACCUGGAGCAAGAUGUAUAACAGAAGAAAAUUAGGGGCAGGGAAAACAAAUCACUUAUAAAUUGAUUUGACUUGAAUAAAUGAUCCUUGUGUGCUUAAUAAUGUAGAUGAAACAAAACCAUGAGGCGAUCUAGUGUCUUGACAAUUUGACGUACAGAGCAGGAAGGUCCAUGUUUCUGCUGAGUUAACUGAUUUCUGCAGGAGUGGCAUUUGAAACACUAGAUUGGCAUUCCCCAGUCAGUAAGAUGGAAAUUUGACAGAGCUGUUGGCACCUGAUUGCAGUUGCAUAACCCCAAAUUUCCUGAAAUUGAACACCCUGCUAACACUCACAGUUGAGGCUUGCGCACAAUUGAUGGCUAUUUGGAUGAGAUGUCAGGAAGUAAUCAGCAUGUGAAUCCAAACCCUGGCAAAUAGCCAAUACCUUCAGAUAAUGGAAAGCGAGAAAAUUGGCAGUGGGGGAAUUGUUUAAAAAGGGAAGAGGGUCCAGUAGAUUUAAUUUUUCCUACUGCCGUACAACAGCAUUAUUUCAGUACAAAAAUGGUUUUUGUUCUCCACUCAACAAGGGCAAGUUUAACUUCUGUACUUGUAAAUAUAAAUAUAUUCAUCUAGUAGAUAUACAAUUUUAUUUUUAUUUCCACUUGAAAAGUUACAUUUCGUAUUCAAAGUUUACAAAAAUAAAGGUUUUUAUUUUGAGAUUUUUUCAGUAUGAGAAUUGCCUUGAUGGCAUCUAUGAUGUAAUGCGUAACUUCACUGCUAAUUUUUGCUUGUAGACUAGUUGAUGUCAGUAUUAAGAUUAACACUAGUUGCCAUCUUGGAAUAGAUAAUGAACGAAUGUUCACUGAGCAUGUAUUUUGUAUCUAUAAACCUUUAAAUUGCAUUGUACACUAUGAUUGACAAGCCAAGGAAUAACGUGUACUAUUUCUAUUAAAAACACAAACCGAGAAUGGCAAAAACAUACCAAUAGAAUUUAGUAUUUGCUAAUUUUACUACACCUCGUUUGUUAUGUAUAUGUAGGGAAGUGAUAGGGAUAUAAAUUCAAUUUAUUGAGUAAAGUUUAAAACCAUAUAUUUUAUAAAGGGCCUUUAACUUAAUGUGGCCAAAGCACUGAUAUAUAUUUGCUGUAAAGAGAAUUAUAAGAGUUUUAUUUUUCUGAUAUUAAAAGUUACUUAAUAAAGACGGUUUCCAUUAAAA
Molecule: messenger RNA, 7191 nt
Organism: Carcharodon carcharias (great white shark)
Lineage: Eukaryota; Metazoa; Chordata; Chondrichthyes; Lamniformes; Lamnidae
Product: RNA-binding E3 ubiquitin-protein ligase MEX3C
Exons: 2
Coding region: 136-1860 (574 amino acids)
Molecular function (GO): RNA binding
Source: RefSeq, a predicted model, not a curated record